This is a messenger RNA of Phacochoerus africanus (Common warthog), 1683 nucleotides long. RefSeq names its product zinc finger DHHC-type palmitoyltransferase 4 (gene ZDHHC4). The record is from RefSeq and is a predicted model, not a curated record. Gene Ontology annotation, biological process: peptidyl-L-cysteine S-palmitoylation; protein targeting to membrane. The transcript has 7 exons. Lineage: Eukaryota; Metazoa; Chordata; Mammalia; Artiodactyla; Suidae. Gene Ontology annotation, cellular component: Golgi apparatus; endoplasmic reticulum. Gene Ontology annotation, molecular function: protein-cysteine S-palmitoyltransferase activity. The coding region runs from base 331 to 1362 and encodes 343 amino acids.
CCCGAUCCAGUCUCCUAGAGGAAUCAUGUCUCCUGAAGUUUUGGGUGCCACCUGUUGUGCCAGGCGUACGCCGCUGCACAAGAGGAGAUGCCAUUUGAAUUCUCAGUGAAUGUUCGAAGGAGGAAUGUCCGAACUGCCGGCUGAAAGCUAUGCAAACAAAAUAAAUACAUAGGCUGGGGAUCCUGAAUCACCUCGUGAGAAUUGCUGCUCUUUGUUUCCUAUCUUAUCUCAUGAAGAGUUUUUAAGUUUAGCUAUCUCAGUUGGAAGUCCCUCCCAGAAUAUUUGCUAAGGCCAAAAGUAACCGUUUCCAGCUUAUUAACACAGCCCAGGAUGGACUUUUUGUUUCUCUUCUUGUUCUACCUGGCUUUGUUGGUAAUUGGUGUUAUUACAGUUUGCAUCUGCUCGAAAAUCCAUUGCUUGAAAGGCCUGGUCAGAGGAGGAGCACAGAUAUUUUCCUAUCUAAUUCCAGAAUGCGUUCAGAGAGCCUUGCUGCGAUUGCUUCAUUACCUCUUCCAUACACGAAACCACACCUUUGUUAUCCUGCAUCUCGUCUUGCAAGGAAUGGUUUAUACUGAAUACACCUGGGAAAUAUUCGGCCUCUGUCAAGAGCUGGAGUUCUCCUUGUACUACCUUUUUCUGCCUUACCUGCUGCUGAUUAUCAACCUGGUUUUUUUUGCCCUAACUUGCGUAACAGACCCUGGUGCAAUAACAAAAGAAAAUGAAUCGGUGUUUCUUCGGGUUUACGAAUUUGAUGAAGUGAUGUUCCCGAAGAACGUGAGCUGCUCUACUUGCGAUUUGAGGAAACCAGCACGAUCCAAGCACUGCAGUGUGUGUAACCGGUGCGUGCACCGUUUUGACCACCACUGUGUGUGGGUGAACAAUUGCAUCGGAGCCUGGAACACCAGGUACUUCCUCUUCUACCUCUUGACAUUGACGGCCUCGGCUGCCACCAUGGCCGUGGUGAGCACCGUGUUUCUGGUCCGGUUGGUGAUGGGGUCAGACUUGUACCUGGAGACUUACAUUGAUGACCUUGGACGCUCGCAGGUUGUCGACACUGUCUUUCUCAUUCAGUACCUGUUCCUGACCUUCCCGAGGAUCGUCUUCCUUCUGGGCUUUGUCAUGGUGCUGAGCUUCCUCCUGGGGGGCUACCUGUGCUUUGCUCUCUACCUGGCUGCCACCAACCAGACCACGAACGAGUGGUACCGAGGCGACCGGGCCUGGUGCCAGCAUUGCCCCCACAUGGCCCGGCCCCCAUCAGCAGAGCCCCGGGUUUACCGGAACACGUACUGCCGUGGGCUUUGGAGCAACCUUCAGGAGAUCUUUCUACCUGCUGCUGCACAUUAUGAAAGGAAGAAGAAAUAAGAAUGGGAAGAGUGGAGUUCCCUUCGUGGCUCAGUGGUUAACGAACCCAACUAAUAUCCCUGAGCUCGUGGGUUCGGUCCCUGGCCUCGCUCAGUGGGUUAAGGAUCCGGCGUUGCCGUGAGCUGUGGUGUAGGUUGAAGACACGGCUCAGACCUGGCGUUGCUGUGACUGUGGUGUAGGCCGGUGGCUACAGCUCCGAUUGGACCCCUAGCCUGCGAACUUCCAUAUGCCACAGGUGCGGCCCUGAAAAGUGGAAAAAAAAGGGGGGUGGGUGGGAGAGUGUUACUGCCUUUUAAAUAUAGUCUACAUUAUUUAUACAUA